Messenger RNA from Corticium candelabrum, 19526 nucleotides. RefSeq names its product adhesion G-protein coupled receptor V1-like. The record is from RefSeq and is a predicted model, not a curated record. The coding region runs from base 338 to 19339 and encodes 6333 amino acids. Gene Ontology annotation, biological process: cell communication; cell surface receptor signaling pathway; homophilic cell-cell adhesion. Gene Ontology annotation, molecular function: G protein-coupled receptor activity; G-protein alpha-subunit binding; calcium ion binding. NCBI's taxonomy places the organism in Eukaryota, Metazoa, Porifera, Homoscleromorpha, Homosclerophorida, Plakinidae. The transcript has 88 exons. Gene Ontology annotation, cellular component: cytoplasm; membrane.
UUGAUCGUUGAAGGGUGAGGCUCCAGAUCAGAACCGUUUUCGUCAUUGUCGUUGCGUUGGUCAUUUCAGACGUUAUUAAUCCGCAGUUAAGAUUGGUGACGGAAUUAUUCUAGAGGUGCUAGGCUUGUAAAUUUGACAACGACAAGUGGGCGGAGCUUGUGCUUAACGUAAUGUGGUGUUUGUCUGAGCGUUUCUACUGUUUCUGUGCUCAUUAGUAUUAAGUGCAUGUUGGAACUGCUGUCGUGUAGUCUCACCCGUUUCCUACAGUUGCGUUUAUUUAUUAGUUUGUUCAGCUAGUGGUGUCAAGCUGCUGCAUUGUUCGAUUCUCCAGUGCAACAUGGCAACGUUAACUGCGAGAAUUAAAGGGACUGUACUGGCGGUGAUCUGUCUUGUCUUGUCUUUUGGUCAUCACUGCAGUGGUGAUGGCCAGACAAACGGAUUUUUGUCAUUUUCAACAACUUCAAUUACAGUGCAGGAAACAGCUAGGCAAAUCCCAGUUACAAUAAAUCGAAGUGGUGGCACAAAGGGACUUCUUGUUUUUAAAGUGGAGAUUCAGCCAACAACUUUACAAGACUUUCUGUCAACAUCUAAAACUGGUGUUCUUCAUGAUGCCGUAACUCAAACGACAGUCUACUUUGACUUGAUUGAUGACAAUGAUCCUGAAGAGGAUGAACACUACAAUGUAGUUCUUAUUAUACCCACCACUGGAGAUACUCUGCCAGAAUUAAGUUCACCCAGUUCUCUGAAUCUCACCAUUUUGAAAAAUGAUGAUGCAAAUGGAGUGGUCAGCUUCAUAACUAAUUUAUAUGCAGUUGAUGAACUUCAAACUGAAAACAGCAUUGCCAGAUUUCAAAUAACCAGGUCAAGGGGUUUAUUUGGAAACAUCAUGGUAAACUGGGAGGUUGUUAAUGGUGCAAUGGAUGUUGCCUCUAGUGUUGGAACAACAACAAUUGUUGAUGGUCAUAAAACUGCCAACCUUACUGUACUGGUUGUUCCUGAUGAUGACCCUGAAGCAAGAGAGACAUUUACUGUUCGACUAGUGUCAGUGUUUGGAGGUGGACGUCUUGACACUGAUAAUCCUUCAAAGCUAAAUGCAACUCUAGUAGUCAAUCCAAAUGACAGUCCUAUACGUUUCAGUCAGCUGACUUAUGCUGUAGAAGAAGGAACAAUAGCAGUUUUGACUGUGACACGAGGUAUUGAUGACACUGGGCAACCUGCUGGAAGCACAGCUGGGGUAGCGAUUGUCCAAUAUAGAACAGAGGCACAAACAGCAACUAAAGAUGACUAUCAAAGCCUUUCUGGUACAGUUAUGUUUCAGGAUGGUGAUAAGCAGAAACAAAUUUCUGUUAGCACUAUCAAUGAUUCUAAGCCUGAAGACAAUGAAGAGUUUUCUGUUUUACUGUUCAACUCAAGUUUUGGAACAGUGCUAACAUUACCAAGAUCUGCAAUUGUUCAAAUAACUAGCAAUGAUGAUGCAUUUGGUGUAGUGUAUAUCCUGUCAUCAGGUCCUAUUGUUCUUGAUGAAGAUGAUCCUUCUAGGAGAACAGUUAAAGUGAGUAUAGGUCGCUUAAGAGGAAACUUUAGCAAUAUCACUGUGUCAUGGGAGAUAAGGGAAGACUCAACUAAUCAAUUAGCAUCUGCUGACUUUUCCAUCUCAACAUCAAGUGUUGAGUUUGGCUUUAAUCAGAGUACAGCUAUGUUCGACAUCCAUGUUGUAUUAGAUGGCCAUCCUGAGGAGGGAGAAUCAUUCUCUUUGCAGUUGACAAGUGUUACAGGAGGAGGGCGAAUUGCAAGGCCAUCAGAGGGAGCUACAGAAGUGCAGGUUGUAAUACUUGAUAGCGGUGAUAGCUAUGGAGUUUUCACGCUUGCGGAUUCAUCUCAACAAUCAAUCAGCAAGAGUCCUCGUCAAUUGGACAUCACAUUGAAUCGGACUGGGGGAACUCUGCGAUCUGUGACAGUUAACUGUACAGUGACAUACCUUGGUAGUGGUGUUACAGACCCGAAUAGUGGUACAACAGCAUUUGUAACAUCACCAACUAUAGCCAUAUUUGUUGAUGGCCAAACUACUGCCAUGAUCAAUGCUAUCAUUUCUUCUACUGCUUUUCUUGAAGUUGGUGGGUCAUUUCACAUUCAGAUUACAACAGUUAGUCUGUCUUUCACUCCACCUGUGGCACCAAAAUCACCAAAGAUCGGCGUUCCUGCAUCUGUUGUUGUUGUUAUUUCCCCACUAGUAGGUAAUGGAGCUAUUCGCUUUGCUAAAAGUCAAACAACUAUUACAGAGCCAGACCGAGGACAGGCUAGCAAUGCUAUGUUGUUGAUAUCGAGAGAUGGAGCUGCUGGAAGAGCUACUGUGAAGUGGAUGAUCCAGCAACCCCUAGGUGGUUCCUCAUUUGAUCUAAAUGAAGACGUUGUUUUAGCUAAUGGAAAUGUUACGUUAGAAGAUGGUGUGUUUAGUGUUAAUCUAUCUAUCGGCAUUGAUUCUGACGAUGAACCAGAACUCAAUGAACAGUUUCUUGUUCGUCUUGAUUCAGUCAUUGAAGGUCUACCUCAUACUAUUGACAGCAGUGAAGACACAGGAUUGGUAACUAUAUUGGAGAACGACAAUCCUGGUGGGACGUUUGCUUUUGCUGAUGCAUCUGCAGGCCCUUUCUUUAUGACAGAAUCACAGUUGGCAUUUGUCAUUCUGUUUGUCCAGCGAACUGGUGGCGCUUUGGUUCAACGAGAACUAAUGUAUUCUAUUGAUAAUGGUAAUGGUGAAUUCAACGAUGUCAGAGGAAGGCUAAUAUUUGGAAAAGGAAAGAGAACAGAUACAAUAACCAUCAGCCCAAUAGAUGAUAGCAUACCAGAGUUGAAUGAGACAUACUUUGUAAAACUGACAAGCUCAGGAUCAGACAUGGCUGUGCUUGGUAGUAGGACAUCUGUUCAGAUCACAAUCUUGCCUAAUGAUGAUGCAAAUGGUGUGGUUUCAUUCAGUGGAUCUGCUGCAAUUACCAUGGGUAAUAUCGUAUCUUUGCAUUUUGUAAUUUUGCUUCUUGACAUGUUUUUGUACAUGAUACUUUUGUACGAGCAUGAUGUACGUACUCUCAUAUGUUUGCAUCUGAAACUGUAUAUUGUUAUAUGGUAUUCUAAUGUGUAUCUAGGAGAAACUCCUGAUGCGUCUAUGUUUGCUACUACCAUUUAUCUCAAUGUGAUACGGCUUGGAGGAUUGUUUGGCAAAUUAACAGCCACAUGGAAUGUUACUGCCAUUGGAUCCUCACCAUCACCUUAUCGGCAGUUAUCACCUGUGUCUGGUUCUAUUGUGUUUCCUGAUGGAUCUAAUUCAACUCAAUUCAAUAUUUCGUCUCUUGCUGAUGAUAUGCCAGAGUUUGCUCAGCAGUAUCAAGUUAAUCUUCUCACGGUUACAGGAGGAGCCAAACUGAGUUCACCAACUAGAGUGUCACUGACUGUAACAGCAAAUGAUGAUCCUGUCAGAUUUUUAGCACCAAUUUCUAUUACCGUUGUUGAAGGAGCUCCUGCUCAUUUUACUGUAACAAGAGCUGGUCAGCGUAAUGGGGCAGUGAACGUGUCAUAUGAAACAAUAGUUGGCAGCGCUGACAGCUCAGACUUUAUGGGCUUUCAACAUGGCCUUUUGCAGUUUAGUGAUAAUGCAAGUAGUCUGCCCCUUAUUGUCUCUACAGUCAACGACAGUCAACCAGAAACUGAUGAGAAUUUUUCUAUUCGACUAACUCAUGUUACAGGAGAUGCUGUUCUUUUUGGUGAUACAACUGUGACAGUGAAUAUUGCUGCAAAUGAUGAUCCGAAUGGAGUUAUACAGUUUUCUUCUGCCUCACUCAACAAAACUAUAAUAGAAGGAUCCACAACUAAUUUUGUUGUUGAGCGGCAAAAGGGACUGUUUGGUCAAGUGGAGGCAACGUGGCAGGUUGUUGAUGUUGUGAAUGGUUUGUUUAUUCCACCUGGAGAUGAUCUGCUUACAACCACUGGGUUUCUUGUCUUUAAUGACUCGGAAAUUCAGAAUACGAUCACAAUUACUGCAGUUGCAGAUGGUGAACCAGAGCUUGCUGAGCGAUACAUAAUUGAAUUGACCAGAGUGACAGGAGGUGCUCGUUUGAGUGCAACACAGUUACACGCCAAUUUGACAAUUCUGAAGAAUGAUGAUGCAAAUGGUGUUGUAAGCUUUGCAAUGGGGUCACUAGAUGUGGAUCUUCCAGAAGAUAUUGAAAGCACAGGAGUGUUAGCAGGAUCAGUGAAUGUGACGGUGGAGCGAGAUCGUGGAUUGUUUGGCGGUUUAGAGGUAUUAUGGGACAUUAUUCCACAGCGUUUCCCAAACUUAGCUGAAUUUACAGAUCUGUUCUUUGGAAUUAGUUUGGACUCUGGUGUAACAGAGGCAAUUAAAUCUAAAGGGCGAAUUGCAAGUGACACCAGAGCGUUUUCUUUUAAUGGAUCAUCUGAUUCAAAAGGCACUGUUUCUUUAGAGCUCCAACCUGCUGCUAGUAUUAUAUCAUCUGGUUUCACUUUGUCUGCUUGGGUUCAGCCCUCAUCUUCAGUCAAUGGCUACAUUAUAGCAAAGGCCAAAGCUGAUGCAACUACUCGAUUUUACACCCUAGGUUUGCUACCAGCAACAGGGACACACAUAAACAUUGCAUUUGACUAUUUGCCAAGUGGGCCUGGGACUUCAAUUAGUUCUGGCUUUCACACUGUAACAGUUGCAGUUGCUCGUACUUCUCUGAUAGAUGGAAAUUGGCAUCAUCUUGCUGUGAGUGUGGGAGAGCACAGCAAUAGAGGACAAGCAGAUUUCUAUUUUGAUGGCAAAUUGCUGGAAAUGAGGUCAUUGUCAGACAUCAGAGUGGCAGAUCAACCUCACCAACUUGUUGUUGGUCAGCUGCCCAAUGGUAAUUUACCGUAUGUAGGACUACUGCAAGACGUUCGUGUUUAUCACAGACAGCUGACCUCAUUAGAAGUUAAUGCAAUUGGUUCAGCUCAAGUAGCUGCAGACUUACGGCCCAUCACUGGAUAUUUAACAUUUAAGGAGAAUGUCAAUAAGAAGCAGAUUGUAGUCAAUGCUGUCAGUGAUACCGACCCAGAACCAGAUGAACAUUUUAGUAUUGUGUUGAGUGCAGUCUAUGGUGAUGCUCGUCUGUCUGCUGACAACUUGACUGCUUCUCUAACACUGUUACGUAGUGAUAAUGGCAAUGGUCUGUUUGGCUUCAACACUUUGAGUCUCAGUGCCACUGUACGUCAGGAGCCAGACACAGUUUUUCUUACAGUCGAGAGGCAGCAUGGCACAUUUGAUGCUGUUGAUGUCGAAUGGGAAGUUUAUCAGUAUGUUCCUGGUGUUGAUCCUUUGCCACUUGCUGCAGGAGACUUCCAGAAUACAAGUGGACUUUUAACAUUUUCUCAACGACAAACAUCUGAGAUUCUCAUAUUGGAUGUAGUUGCUGAUCUUGUGCCAGAGUUAGCAGAAAAUUUUGUGGUUACACUUGUAUCUGCAAUGCCAUCUGAUGGUCACCUUGGUUCUACACAAACAAGUGCUGCAAGCAUCAAUCCAACCAAAUCGCAAGCAAAUGUCACUAUAGAGAAGAAUGAUGAUCCAUAUGGAGUGCUGGAAUUUACUUUACAGUUUCCUCCACUUCCUUCUGAUCCUGUAAUUCUACCAUCUACAGUUGCACCACAGAUCUCUGUCAAUGAAGAAGAUAGGACACUGAAUUUGACUGUUGUUAGAGCUAAUGGUUUAGUAGGAGCUGUUUCUGCUGAAUAUCGCACUGUCGAUGGAUCAGCUGUUGGUAGUGGCUCUAAUAGAGACUUUGUUGCUGCUGCUGGCCUUCUAUCAUUUGCAGCAGGUGAAAGAUCUAAAGUAGUUACAAUUGCUCUGGAAGAUGAUGCAACACCAGAAUUGGAAAAAUCAUUUAAAGUUGUGCUUUCAAGUCCUUCAGGAAGUCCUGAAGCUCCUAGACUGGGUGUUGCAAAGGAAAUAACAGUGAUCAUUAAACCAAGUGAUGAUGCUCUUGGUUUAGUUGCCUUUGACACAAACUCUUUGUCUGUCAGUGUGAGUGAAACAGUGGGGACUGUGAAACUGGAUGUUGUUAGACAAAGAGGUGCUCUUGGCCCAAUUACUGUCUAUUGGGAAGCAAUGCAAGGCAACAAUACAAAUUUACGGGAUUUCCAGCCUUUGUCUGGUAAUGUGACGUUCCAGACAGGUCAAGCAGCCUCCCACAUAUCCAUUAUGUUGACAGAUGACUCAAUGCCAGAAUUAUCUGAAGUGUUCAUGAUCAGUCUUAUUUCUGUCACUGGAGGUGGUACACUCAGUAAAGCAGGAGAUGUAGUUGCUGUUUUGACUAUUCAGUCAAGUGAUGAGCCUCAUGGACUGUUUGUAUUCACUCCUGGCAAUCGGCCAUUGCGAGUCAAUGAAGCAAAUGUCAACAUCACACUUACCGUUGUUCGUGAGUUUGGAAUUCUUGGAAGUGUGGCUGUUUCAUACGAGACAGUCAGCAUUGCUUCCUCUCCAAAUCAUGGCACUGUAGCAAUUGACUACUACAGGACGUUAGGAGUGCUGUAUUUUGCUGAUGGAGAGACACAUAAGUCUUUUGAAGUACAGAUAAGAGAUGAUGGAACUCCUGAGCUAGAUGAGUCAGUGUUUUUGAACUUAACUUCAGCUAUUCUCACUUCAGGAACAACAGCGGCAAUGAACUCACCGCGGGUUGGAACUAUAAAUGAAGGUGGGCAGGGAGAGAUCAUAAUCAAUGAGAACGAUGAUGCUCGUGGUGUCUUAGCAUUAUCAUCUUUAAGUGUCGAUGUGACUGAACCAAACGUAGGCACGUUUCUUCAGAUCAUUCGUACAGGUGGAACAUUUGGCACAGUGACAGCCAAGUGGCAGGCUCACAGUCAGUCUGCAACUGGUGGAGGAGUUGACUUCACUCCAGACUCGGGAACUACUAACUUUGUUUCACAACAAACUUCUGCUGCGGUGCCUAUCACAAUCAUCAAUGAUGUUGCUCCUGAAUUUGAUGAAGUGUUUACAGUACAAAUAGUGGAUGCUGGUGUUGCACGUCUUGGAUCUCCCUCAUCAUCUUCAGUCACCAUUGAACAGAAUGAUGACCCCAAUGGAGCAUUUGAGUUUUCUGCUAGUUCUCGUAUGCUAAAUGUUGAGGAGCCACAGGCAGGCACACGGUCAGUCUCUCUAACAGUACAAAGAACUGGUGGACAGACUGGUGUUAUCACGCUGAAAUAUGAAGUCACUCUGAAUGGUGUUCUUGCUAGUGAUGAUGUCAUGCCUGUGAGGGGUGAUGUUUUCUUUUUGAGUGGUGAAAAUAGGAAAUCAUUUGAUAUUGAUGUUUUAUCAGACAGCAUCUCUGAAGGACCAGAGGAUAUCACAGUGACCCUAACUUCAGUUGUUAUUUCUGGAGCUGGCAUUCCUCGUAUUGGAUCUCAUAGUCACUCUGUCAUUACAAUUCUGGCCAAUGAUGCUCCACACGGUGAAGUCAGCUUUAAUGUCACUAUGUACAGCAUAGCUGAGGGACCAAUGAACACUACAAUUGCUUACUUGACCUUGUAUCGAAGUUUUGGCACUGUGGGUGAAUUACAAGUAUUCUACAGUACUGACGAUGUAGAUAUUGCAGCUGAAGCAGCAAAGCAAGGUCUCAAUGUUAUCAGUUUCUUUUCAUCUCCAUUGUCCGGUUUUUUGUCUCAACCUUUCAAAAUGUUGAACUCUUCACUGUCUACAUGUGCUAAGUCAUGUCUCAAUGAUGAUGCUUGCAAGUCUUUCAGUCUCCAUACAACCUCAUAUUUAUGCUCUCUUUACACUCAGAAGAGGACUGAUAAAAAAAUAGGUGUGUUAUUUACUCCUCACAAUGAUACUGAUUACUAUGAGAAAGAUGAAGUAAAGGUACGUCCAUAUGUGCGGAUGCAAGCAGCACCUGGAAUGGACUAUGUUCAAGCAAUUAAUUUGCAUACUACAAUUGCAGAUGGAUCUCGUUGGGGAUUCAUUAACAUUACUAUUAAUCCAGACAACGUUCCUGAGCUAGAUGAGAUGUUUCUUGUGACACUUAAUUCUGUGCAAUUGAGCUUGGGUUCAGCUGCCAAUCCUGCAAAUGAACCAUCUCUUGGAGCCAGCAUAACUGUUGCUGUAACUAUUUCACGCAAUGAUGAGGCCUAUGGUGUGUUCAGAAUUAUUUCUUCAAGUGGUCAGAGAAAUGUCAUAGUCAAUGAAAUCACAAAUCUUGCUCUCCCUCUAACUGUAGAGCGUACUGGGGGAACUAUAGGGUCUGUUAGUAUUGACUGGUAUGGUAUAUCUGGAAGUGCAGUGUCUGGCAGUGAUUUCACAGCUGCAGGUGCCACACUGAAGUUCAAUGAUGGCGACUCCAGAUCAUCUCUUUUAGUUUCCAUUCUUGAUGAUACCAUGCCAGAAAUAAAUGAGAAAUUUUACGUUGCUCUUCGAAAUCCCUCUGGUGGAGCUGCAGUGUCAACUACGAGUGAUCGAGUUGAAGUCACAAUCUCAGCCAAUGAUGAUGUAGCUGGUGUGAUUGGGUUUUCAUCUUCUUCUCGAUCUGCUAUUGUGUCUGAAGGGGAAUCUUUUAGCAUGACUGUAGAAAGACGAUUGAGUGCAGUUGGACAGGUUACUGUAUACUGGCGAAUAGAAGGAGACCUUCCUUCCAAUGAGUUUCAGUCAAGUAGUGGCUCACUGUUGCUUUCGAAUAAUCAGACUUAUACUCUAUUGAACGUAACAGUUGCAACAGACUCGUCUCCUGAAACUGCAGAACUAUUCACACUUAGACUCUACGAUGUCGUUACGGUAGGGGUACCUUUGUCUGGUGCUGCUCGAAUUCUGUUACCUGAGUCAACAGCAAGUCUAACUAUCAAAGCAAGCAAUGAGCCACAUGGUCAAGUGGAGUUUGAUAGCAGUUCAUUGAAAAUUAGUACAACUGAAGGUAACAAACAAGUGUCUCUCACACUGGUGCGACUGUUUGGAAGUAUUGGAAUUGUACAAGUGAAGUACACUGCUGUGAAUGGUAGUAUUUCGCCUAUACAAAAAGACAAGUUAGCUCUUGCAUCUGCAGGCCAAGAUUAUUUUUCGACUCCAGGUACUGUUCAAAUGGGUGAUAAGGAGAAGUCUGCUGUCAUUAGAGUCAACAUACGCGAGGAUUCACUGGCUGAGCUUGAUGAAGCAUUCUUAGUAAACUUGACAUCUGUAAAACUGAUUGGAGAUUUUAACACUACAAUUGCACCCAAACUGGGAAGGCAUUCUCUUGCAGAAGUUAUUAUUUCUUCUAACGAUGGAACACGUGGAGAGCUGGUAUUUGCUUCUAAUGACAUUACCGUGUCUGAAUCAGAUGGAGUGGCAAAUGUUGAAAUUUUGCGAACAAAAGGAAGUUUUGGAGACGUGACUGUGUUUGUUUAUGUAUUGGAGGAUGGUGCUAGAGGAAGAGGAAGUGACUUUGAUUUUAACCCAAAGACUGUCUCUUUUGCUACUGGUGAAACGAACAAAACAGUUCAAGUUAUGAUUGUGAACGACAACGAUCCAGAAAUAGCAGAAAAAUUUCUACUAAAGAUGACUAACCCAACUGGAGGAGCUUCAGUUGGUAAACCAGAUGAAGUAACAGUUACGAUAUCAGAAAAUGAUGAUCCACAUGGAUUAAUCAGUUUUUUGAGUUCUUCUACAGUAACAUCAACAACAGAACCAGCAAGCUUGUCACAGUCGAACUCUGUUCGACUGACUGUUAUUCGUCAAAAGGGACUGUUUGAUGAGGUAAUUGUGCAAUGGGCUAUUACAGGUGAUGCUGAAAAGGAUCUCCGAUUAACAUCUGGCGCAAUUGUUUUUGCAGACCAAGAAAGUCAACAGGAUAUUGUAAUAGAGGUGUUGGCAGAUGACAUUCCUGAGCAAGAUGAAUCAUAUGUUGUUACUUUGUUUGAACCCACGGGUGGAGCUAAGCUUGGGUCACAAGAUAUCACAGCUAGAUUGACAAUAGAAGCUAACGAUAAUCCUAAUGGAAUAAUUCAAGUCAACUUUAACACUACAAGUGCUUCUUUCUUAAAUGUUGAGGAGGAUGUUAGGCAGAUUAAGGUGAAUGUGAAGCGAUCUGCUGGAACUUUUGGUCGAGUGACUUGUCAGUUGAAAACUCAAGAUGGAUCAGCUACUGCUGGCCGUAAACAGAAUAACUUUUUAGCUACGACUCAAGAAAUAGCUACAGUUGGUGCAGAGCAAUGGCAUUCAUUUACUAGUGGAGUUGGUUUGUACGUUUUGCUGGCUAGUAGUAACAGAACUGGUGAGCUGCCUGGAUUUAACAAGACUAAUGAGGACACAGAUCAGCCAGGAGGUCAAAAUGGUGGAAACCAAGGAGGUGGCAAUCAAGGAGGAGACCAAGGAGGUCAGGAUAUGAGCGGUAGUGGUAAUGCUCCAUCGCAAUCUCCUGGCCAAGGUGGUCAAAGUCCCACUCCUUCUCCUGGACAAGGUGGAAAUGGACAGCAACCAGGAACUGGCACUGGUGGCGGUACAGAUAACAAUUCUGAUUCUGUCACUGGGUCUGGUUUGUACCGUUGGAAUGGUGGGGGCUUGGAAAGAAUUCAAGGAAUAAAUACUAAUGGAGCUCAAUCUUGGACAUCCUUGACAGUAGGAUCAAACACAUUAGUUGCUGUUGCAAACUCCGGAGAAGUUGGUGCUCGGGAAACAAUGUCACGUAUUUAUUCAUUUGCUGAUGGUCGUGUGACGCCAACACAAGAUAUUCCAACUAAAGGUGCAACUGAUGUGAUUUCAUUUCAGUCAUUUGCUGGCAUGACGUAUCUUCUAUUUGCCAAUUAUCAAGAUGACACAGGAAACAGGAAUAUUGACUCCCUUGUGCUCCAGGCAGUCGGUAUCACGUUUUCAGAUCAUCAAUCUAUUGCUACUCAAGGAGCAAGAUCACUUGUGACUUUUGAUAUUUUAUCAACACAGUAUUUAGCAAUAGCCAACUCAUACAGCACCAUUGAUCAAUCUCAUGUUGUUAACUCUCAGGUUUUCUCUUGGGAUGGACCCACGCAGAUGUUCAAUCUAUUGCAAAAUAUCCCAACAUCUGGUGCUCAUGACGUACAUUACUUUGCUAUAUCUGCAAUGAAUUACCUUGCAUUUUGCAAUGGAAUGGACAGUACUGGUGACACAAAGGCUAAGUCCCCAAUUUACCGAUGGAAUGAUGGCACUUCUCGCUUUACUCUUCAUCAGGAAAUUGAAACACAAGCUGCACAAUCUAUGAAAACAUUUAUGUUCAGUGGCAAUACAUAUCUUGCUGUGUCUAGCUUUGAGGGUCAGUCAAAGAUCUAUCAGUGGAGCACUACAUCUGACAUGUUUGAAGACAUCUUGUCAUUUACAACAAAAAAUAGUCAUGACUUUCAUCCACUUCUCGUCUCUUCAUCUGGUUCAACAACAGUCUACCUUUUGUCGGCAGAAUUCAGUGAGACAGAGUCAUUAUCAACUGUAUUACUACUUACUCAAACAGGAAAUAACAGUGAUUAUGUGUCAAGGGAGACAGACAUUGUAUUUGAAGAGGGAGUCAGCAUUGUAGAUCUUGAACUAACCGUUAUUAAUGACACAUUACCUGAAAUUGAUGAGAAGUUUUUUGUGAACAUUACAAAUGCACAAGGAGGAGCACAGCUAGGUAGUCAAGAUUCACUCGUUGUCACUAUCCUGACCAAUGAUGAUGCACAUGGCUUGAUAGGAUUUGCAGGCGGUUCAAAGGUCAUUCCUGAGUCAGAUAGUGAUACACCUAUUCAAUUGAAUCUGGUGAGAGAAAAUGGAACAUUUGGAGAAGUUGAAGUUGCUUGGGAAACUAGUGGGACUGGUGCUACAGAUGUGUCUCCUCAGAAAGGAACUGUCACAUUUGCAGCUGAAGCUAAAAUGGCUAAUUUUACAGUGACAGUGCUAGCAGACGCCAUACCUGAAUUAAAAGAGGUGGCCAGUAUAAAACUAACAGGAAUUGUGCGUGGGGGUGUGGCUGCAGGUUCAGACACAAGUCGUGGAGCUAAAUUGAUAUCUACACGAUCAGUCAGUGUCAUCACAAUUGAAGCCAAUGAUGAACCCCACGGUGUAGUCAGCUGGUCACCAUCAUCUUUGUCAAUUAAAGCAUCAGAAAUGGAAGGAGCAAAUUCUGCUGUCACUUUGACUAUUGUACGCGAAUUUGGCACAGUUGGAGUACUUCUAGUCAACUACACUACUAUUGUAGCUACUGACCUUGUUCUCAAAAUGCAGGCCACACCAGGUGUUGAUUUUGUGUCAUCCAGUGGUGUUGUAGAGAUUGGAGACAAUGAAACUACAGCAGAUGUGCAAAUUACCAUUAAACCUGACAACACACCCGAAAUUGCAGAGUACUUUUAUGUGAACCUAACAAAUGUUCAGUUGAGCAAUUACACAUAUGAAGGAAACAGCACUGGUCCACCUCCACAAAUAUCAAAGCCAGAUUCAGCCAUGGUUGUCAUCCAAGAGAACGACAACUUUAGGGGCAUACUUGUUUUUACGGUCACAAAGGCAUUAGAUGGAACAGUGCAUGUGGCAGAAGAUGCUUCUACUUUCAUGUUGACAAUAGAACGAACAUUGGGAACAUUUGGAGUUAUUGGCUGCUCUUGGUUUGCCACACCACUCAGUGCACUUGGCAAUGGAGUUGAUUUUGGUCCUUCAUCUGGAACUUUAAGAUGGUCGGAAGGCGACGUAUUCAAGCAAAUACCUUUUACAAUCAACAAUGAUAAUCUUCCUGAAAUUGAUGAGACAUUUCAGGUUGAGUUGAGUCAACCUAGUGGUGGUGCUCGAAUUGGAUCUGAUGCAUCAGUUAUAGUUACAAUUGACAAAAAUGAUGAUGCAAAUGGCAUAAUUCUGUUUGAUCCUAACAGUCAGAUUGUUACUGUUGAUGAGUCAUUUAAUUCAACUGACUCGAGAGGAUUGGCAACGCUGAUGGUACGCCGUGAUCGUGGUCUGUUUGGCACAGUAAAUGUGCAAUGGCAAGUAGAAUCUGCUGGUAGGGAUGAUCUCAGUCCUAGCUCAGGGAUUGUUACAUUUGCACCAAAUGUCUCCCAACAAGUUUUUCAGAUUCGAGCUGUGGUUGAUGAUUUGCCUGAAGAUAAUGAGCACUAUACUGUCACUUUGACAUCUGCUGAUGGAGGAGCAACACUAAAUGCUGCACGAGCAACAAUUUUUAUCAGACUGAACGGUGAUGCUAAUGGAAUUGUAUCAAUUGAUCCCAAGUCUCAGUAUUUGGUACUUCAUGAAUCUGGGCUAGGAUCAACAGGCAGUGGGACAGUACAAUUGAUUCGGGAAGCUGGAUUGUUUGGUAGAGUUCAAGUUCAGUGGCGCAUUACACCUGAUGUUGUAAAUGUUUUCCUUGCAACAAGUGGCACUGUGAUGUUUGUACCACAACAGAAAAAUGCAUCUGCAAACCUCUUGGUUUUGGCUGAUGCGACUCCUGAAUUGACAGAAACAUAUAAGUUUGAAUUGGAGGCAAUACAUGGUGGAGCACGGCUAGACAGUCGUCCUAGCACAACUGUCUCUACUAUCGUUGUUACAGCAAGUGAUCAUCCACAUGGAAUCAUUCAAUUUGCAUUAUCCCACAGAAGAGUGGCUGAAAGUAUUGGCAAGGUGUCAUUGAUACUACGACGUUUGGGAGGAACGUUUGGUGGAAUACGUGUCAACUACAGCAGCAAUGGGACUCUUCCAUCUCCAGGAAUAGACAGGAGUGACUACUCACUGACGAGCAACUAUGUGGACAUUCCCCAAGGAGUUCAGACAUCUUCAGUUGAUCUACAAAUCAUAGAUGACACUACUCCUGAGCUGGAUGAAUCAUUUUCUGUGUCUCUGAAUUUUGUUGAAUUGAUAUCUAGCCAACUGAACACAUCGGUUAUCAAUGGUCAUACAGUAGACAUACCACCUGUGUUAGGAUCGCCUGCACAUUUAUCAGUCACCAUAUCAGCAAAUGAUGAUCCCAAUGGUGUCAUUGAAUUUGAUACUGCCUCAUCUCUUGUUGAUAUUUUGGAAGAUGUUGGAGUUUGGACUCUCACUUUGGUCCGUAGUGGUGGAACAUUUGGUACAGUCAGUGUAAUGCAUCAAGCAGUCAACAUAACCGCAUUAGGGCAGGGACUUGAUUACUCAGUAGGAGUUGCUGGACAGGGUAGGGUAGUGUUCUUACCUGGUCAAACUUCAGCAGUGUUGUCUCUUGUUGUGAUUAAUGAUGAAGAACCAGAAUUGCAGGAAAGAUUCCAGAUCAGACUAUUGAGUGUUCAAGGAGGAGCAAGAUUAGGAGAUGAUGCCACAGCAUUGAUCACAAUUGCAGCUAAUGAUGAUCCUAGUGGAAUUGUUGGGUUUGAUGACAGAAUGGAUAACAAUAUUAUAGUUAACAAUCCAAAUGUAACACAAGGCAACAAACCUGUCAAUCUGACUGUUUAUCGUACAGCUGGAGACGUUGGAAGGAUAGAAAUAUCAUGGACUGUGACAGGUCCAGAAUCAGGAAGAGAGUUUUUGGACGUGAUGCCUUCUCAAGGCAUUACUGUUAUCAAAGAUGGGCAAAGGAUGGGGGUUGUACCACUUGUUGUACUAGCUGACGAUCGAGCAGAAGUUGAAGAGACAUUUUUAGUUAGACUGGUUAGUGUGGCUGGUGGAGCACUGUUGGACACUACAAAGGCGAACAUCACAGUAACAAUUCCACUUCAUGGAGAACCUUUUGGUGUUAUUAACUUUUUUGCUGAAGCAUUGGUCAAUCAGGAGGUACGUGAACCUAACGCAAGUUUAGCCACUGUGACGCUUCCAGUUCAGAGAACAGAGGGAACUGUUGGAGACAUUCUGGUUUUUUGGUCUGUUGUUAACGUCAUUCAGAAUUUUGACAUAACACCUACAGCUGGAAAUGUCUCUUUCUCUGAGGGAGGCUCUCACAGCAGCAUCCAAAUUAACAUUUUGCCAGACUUUGAGGCAGAGUUGAGAGAAACGUUUAGAGUACAGCUGACAUCUGCAAGUGGUGGUGCUAAGAUUGGAACAACCAGCCAGGCUGAUUUUACUGUCCGAGCUAAUGACCUCCCUCAUGGUAUUGUUGGCUUCUCUGGUCAGCAAGCACUGACCAUCAUAAAUGAAGGGUCUCCAAAGCCGUCACGACAGUUACUGUUUGGUUUGCAACGAAGAGAAGGAACAAUUGGAGACAUUGAGGUGGAUUUUGCUGUUUCAUACAGCCAAACAACUUUGUCAAUGUAUGUUCCUGCAACAGGCAGUGUUGUGAUUCAAGAUGGUCAAACACAGCUGACACACAGCUUGAACAUUUCAGCAAAUGCCUUUUUGAUUGUGGGGGAGAAUUUCCAGAUAACACUAACUUUAGUACGGCUACUGACAGCUGGAGCUAAUGACCAGCCGCCAGAAUUGGAUCACAUGGCAUCAGUCACUGUCAUUGUACCAGAAAUAUCUGCCAACUCUGUCUUUCGAUUUGUUGACAUGUCCCUGCAAGCAACUGUAGAUGAUACUGUUGCAACCGGACAGAGCAAUGUCAAAUUAAGUGUAACCCGUGAUGGGUUAUUUGGGAAUAGUGAUGUUUACUGGCAGACAGGAGGAAAUGACUCAUCAGUUAGUGAUGGUAGCAUCUCUCCAAAGCAAGGCAUUUUAAGAUUUGUACAUGGUGAAUCAUCUAAGACUUUUUUUGUUAAGGCUGAUCCAUCUUCUCCUCCGAGUUUGUCAGAAGUCUUUGUUGUUCGUCUGACUUCAAUUUCUAAUGUUGUUGAGGGAGGAGCUGUCAUUGAUCAAAACAGAAACAAAGCUAUCAUUGAGCCUCAUGGUGUCAUCACCAUUGCAACAUCUGACUUGGUUAGAGUCACAGAAGGCGUUGACAGUAAAAUGACAUUGACAGUAUGGAGGAUGUAUGGUUCAGAAGGGAUAAUUGCAGUAGAAUAUUCCACUCGUAAUCGAACCAGUGGAUCGGACCAAUUUAAUGCUCAUAAUGGGGAAGACUUUAAACCUGUUCAUACUACUUUGGCAAUGCAGUCUGGACAGACUAGUGCCACUGUUGACAUUUUCAUUGUCAACAAUGGUAUACCUGAAGACAAUGAAACAUUUUUUGUUGAUCUUUUGUCCACAAACACAGUGCCAGCCACUCAAAAUUUAGUUCCCUCUCCACGAUUGAUUGCACCCACUACUUUAACCGCGACAAUUACAGAUGAUGACAAUCCACACGGAGUGUUUAGUUUCAAAAACAGUCAGGCAAUUGUUAAAGAGGAGGAUCAUACAGGGAGUGGAACGAGAGUUACAAUACACAUUGUUCGCCAUCGGGGGUUAUUUGGUACAGUAGCUGUUCUAGUAAGGACAUUCGGUGGAGGUGAAAUGUGGACAAACUACACAAAUGUCAAUAGAAGACCAACUGGACAAUCAACACAAGUAAAUGUAGACUAUCAGAGACUAAACGAAGAAGUCAUCUUUGCAGAAGGUGUGAGUGAACUCUCUACUACUCUUGUGCUGUACAAUGAUGAUAUUGCUGAGUUAGACGAGAAUGUUUAUGUUGAGCUCAUCAAUCCAACUGGUGGAGCAAGACUAGGAACUGCAACGGAUCAUAGCCAGUUUAAUACGGUUUUUGCAGUUCUUAUUCAACAGAAUGAUGAACCGAAUGGAUUGAUUGGAUUUCAGACAUUAAGUGUGACACUUAAUGAAGACAUCAUUGCAAGAUCAUAUGCAGACAUUGUCGUCUUUCGUGAUCGUGGAGACUUUGGUGUUGCACAGGUUGACUGGGUUGCUGCUAAACGGUUUGGUGACACCACAUCUCUGACUAUUAGAAACGAUUUUGAAUCCAGUACAUUUGGGACAGCCAGUUUUGGCGCUGCUCAGUCAACUACUACAUUUCGUUUACAGCUAAAGUUUGAUGAGACGCCGGAGAAUGGGUAUUCCUUUAUAGUGUAUCUUACUAAUCCAAGCACGGGAUCCAACAUAUACAAUGACAGAAACACUAUCAACGUGACUGUUGAAGCAAGUGAUGAUGCUUUGGGUGUUUUCCAAUUUGCAGAUAGCUCAAGACAAGCAACUUUUUCCGAGAAUGCACGUUUUGUUACUCUUUUCAUUCAACGAGAUUUUGGAACCUUGGGACAGGCAACAGUACACUAUGCUACGCGAGAAGCUGGAAGCAAUGAUGACUUGACAGUAGGAGUUACAGAAGGAGUGGCAGCUCAAGAAGGUGUUGAUUAUGUGUAUAAAGAUGGAUUGGUUGAGUUUGCAGUUGGAGAGACUCAAAAAGCAAUUACUAUUAGUUUGGGCCGGCAAACUAGCAGUGGUAACAUCAAGGUGUUUUUUGUCUCUCUUAGUAUGCCAUCUGAUGGCACUAGGUUGGGGCAAUUUUCAGAAUCAAGAGUUAGAAUCACACCGCGUGAAGAAAGUUUGACCUUGGCUCUUUUUCAGUUGGAAUCUGAAACUCUUACAGCCAUGUCUGGGGAGACAUUUGUCAGUAUUGUUUCAAAGCUCCAAACAAACGUAACUGUCUUAAAUGGACAGCGUACUGAAGACCUGAAUUUGUUUUUGAAAGUUCUACAAUUGGUAUCUGAAAAAGGAUCUAGCUACUACUCGGACAAUGACCAGAUAGUCACCAGGAUGAUGUCAAUCUUCAACUACAUGUUGGGAUCUUCCAGCUUUAGGGGUCAGUCAGUAAUAGCUCUCACUCUUCAGAAGUUUGCUUUCUCACUUGUAGCACAUGAUGACUGUCUUUCAACAAACCCAAGGAUUGUGAAGUUGGAAGAGACUUUGCUUGCUGUUAUGGUUAUGCGAGCAAAACCAGCUGAUAUUAACACGAGGAUGUUUACAUCACGCCAAGGUGACACUAUAACUUUGCCAGACAAUGUAGUGAAGCAAAACACUGGCUCAUCUGCUGAAUGUCGGGAUUUGUACUUUUUGGACUUUACAAGUGACAACUGGUUUCAAAGCAGUGAUCCAAUUUUCAAUUUGGAUGAUGGUGGUGAUCCUCAUAUACUUUCUGUUGGUAUGAAUGUUGAGUCCAGUGAACUGCAGAAUCUUGAAAACAAUGUCAAGUAUCAAAUCAAUACAGAACGAAGAGUAUCACCAAACAGCGGAGAAUGUCUGUUUUGGAAUUAUGAUGCCGGACGAUGGUUGACUGAUUCAUGUUCUAAACAAACAACAACAAGUGAUCAGAACUACAUAGUGUGCAAGUGCAAUCGCUUGGCUGACUUUGCUGCUCGUGGUGAGACAGACAGUCGAGUUGGAUGGGGACCAACGAUUCAAGUGUCAUGUUUUGUUGCUUUGGUGGUUCUGUUUAUUGUAUGGGCUGUCAGCCACUUUGCAUCGUGCUGUCAUCAAGGGGGCAUGCUCACUGCAUUUAAACUCGUGAUGCAUCUUCUUUUUGCACUCUUCAUAACCGAGAUUGUUUUAGUUGUAACUAUUUUUGAGAGCAAAAGUGCUUCAAUUGAUUCAUGUGCUGCACUUGGUGCGCUAAUUCACUAUUUUGGUCUUGCACAGUUUAUCUGGAUGAUGAUUUUGUCAAUCAACCUCUGGCAGACACUUGUUGUAAGCAAUGAAGAGACUGAACGUUAUUAUUUCUAUUACGUCAUUGCUGGAUGGUUGAUUCCACUGGUAACACUUGGCUUGUACAUGUUGAUUGGAAAAUAUCAACUUGACUGGAAAAUUGAAGAGAUUUAUGGAGAUGUCCAUGGCAAUGGAGAUCUCUGCUUUAUUCCCAAUGUGUAUGCUGGGUUGGCUGCUGUUGUUCUGCCUGCUUUACUGUGCCUUUUGGUGGUUUGUUUGGUGUUUACACAAGCAUACCAGUUUCCUUCAAGAUGGAAGCAAUAUGAUGACAUUUACCGCAAUACAGACAAUCGACAAGAAGUCCCUAAGCUGCUCUUGCUGGUUACACUGAUUGUUCUUGUGUGGAUCAUGGGUGGCCUACAUCUGCUUAUAUCAACUACAGUAACAGAAAUACUCUUUAUGAUCUUCAACAUUGUCCUAGCUGCUUACGUCCUUUUUGCGUAUCUUUUUGCUCAACUGAAAAAUAUGAAAGGCAAAGGAAGCUACUAUCCUGCUGAAACUGAAACCUUUCCCAUGGACCAGUUGCCACCAGAGUUGAGAGUGUCACAUGUAAGCAUUGGCAGCCAAGGAUCUCGGAGAGCACUCAUUCCUGAUUCUGGUCCUUGGCAUGAUUUGCCUACGGAUACUCCUCCACCCCCACUAACAAGUGAACCAGCUCUCCAUGUCUCUUCACCACUUGAUGAGCCUGAAUCCCAAGAAUUUGAUGACUUGAUAUUUGCUCUUCGAACUGGUGGAACCCUACUAGGUGAAGAUGACGAUGAUGACAGUGAGCCAUUACCGGAUAAAUCAUCUGCAUCAGAACACUAUGAAAUGAGAAGGAUCUCGAUCACUGACACUAGACUGUGAGAAAUUGGUAAAAUUAGUAUUGAUGUUUGUAUUCGACUGUACCAUCUCUCAAGACAGUACAUGGCAUACGUGGUACAUGGUGUGUAAUGUAGCAUGAGUUCUUGGUGUUUGUAUUUUGUUACACAUUUAUACAUGUGAAAAGUGUGGCUAGCCAAUCAUUUAUACAUACAUGUGGGUUGAGAAACUG